Molecule: messenger RNA, 367 nt
Organism: Solanum verrucosum
Lineage: Eukaryota; Viridiplantae; Streptophyta; Magnoliopsida; Solanales; Solanaceae
Product: defensin-like protein 1
Exons: 2
Coding region: 1-231 (76 amino acids)
Biological process (GO): defense response
Source: RefSeq, a predicted model, not a curated record
AUGGAGAGGAAAUUUUUUGGGUUUUUCUUUGUGAUUCUCUUGAUUUUUGCCUCACAAAUGGGAAUAAUGAUGCCACAAGUAGAAGCAAGAGUUUGUAUGUCACCUAGCCAUAGCUAUCAUGGUCCAUGUUGGCAUGAUCACAAUUGUGCUAUUGUUUGCAGAAAUGAAGGCUUCUCUGGUGGUAAUUGUGUUGGUAUCCAACUUAAGUGCUAUUGCACUAAGCUAUGUUAGUUUUUUUAUUUUCAUUUUUCACUCGGUGUGAUGUCAGCCUGUUGGACCUACUCUGAAGCUUGACUAAUUUCGAAGUCAUGCAAAGAAGAUAUGUUGACUUUUGUUUUCUUUUCCUUUUGAAAGGCUUGAAUGUAAU